UCUGAAAGCAGAAGACAGCAAACUGGUAUUUUCAAGCUUGAACCGGCACAGGGGAGCUUCCCUGGUCCGAUACAUUUCCAUUUGCCUCGGUCCAAGAAUCAAAGAGCAGGCAUAUUCUGUCAGAUUUUACAUAAUGUCAAAGUCAAUUGAAGAAAUAAUUAAAUCCGUUAACUCCACCAGAUGUGUGGGGAUUGAAAUCUGCAACAAAAGCUCGAGCAAAAUUUUAACUAGUCCUAAGACCUACAUUUACAGUGGCAAAGUACACACGUCACCUUCCGACCCCAUUAACCAGGGAGAGAAAGGAGUGUGCGUCAUCGAAAAACGUUCAUACUCAUUGUGGGGCGCUGUCGGGGUGCUGAGCUACCGUAUUGGUAACACCCAGAUCUCCGUGCUGGUUUCCAACCCUUACAACUACUUCAUGUACAGCAUCCAGUAUGCUCUGGAUGUCUCCGACGAAAUCACUCGGACUGACUACAACUUAUAUAAAAAUAUGUACAACGAUCUUGGAUCGAAUUCCAUUUUGAAGGCAUCGGUGGAAUCACCUUCGAACUCAACGACAAGGGACAUAUAUGUUUCAGUCACUAUGUCUGACGAGAAGAAAGCGAUUCUCAAAAUGGAUAUCAGAGAUGCUUAAGUUAACUCUCUGUUACAGCUCUAACAGUUAGUAACGGUUACAAAUCUCAACAUAGUGAAGCCACUUUACCAGUGCUACCGAUAAUUUCAUCCAAUCACCCCACCUUUCAUAUCAUCUUUAAUCUUUUUGUUAUUGUUUCUCGUUUGUUUCUUUAAUGUAAUGUACUAACAUGACUGCGGUGGCUAAAACCAAAAAUUCAUUCCAUUUUCUAUCAACUCAGCGCUUGAAAAGUAAUAUAUUUUAACUUCUUAUGCUAUGAAGAACAGUUUAAGGUUUAUUGGUAACUUGACAGCUUAUAAUUACAUU
Mobula hypostoma (lesser devil ray) is the source of this 940-nucleotide messenger RNA. Its product is annotated as hydra actinoporin-like toxin 4. Lineage: Eukaryota; Metazoa; Chordata; Chondrichthyes; Myliobatiformes; Myliobatidae. Bases 134 to 634 code for a protein of 166 amino acids. Gene Ontology annotation, biological process: monoatomic cation transport; pore complex assembly; cytolysis in another organism. The record is from RefSeq and is a predicted model, not a curated record. Gene Ontology annotation, molecular function: channel activity. The transcript is spliced from 3 exons. Gene Ontology annotation, cellular component: pore complex.